CAGUGUGAGGACACAGUUGAGCAGAUUUUUUAACAGAUUAAUUAUUCUUAUGUGUAUAUCUAAAAGUAAAAAAGAUAUUGACAUGGAAUGAGAGCUUUUAUUCCGGUGAGUGUGUUUCCAGUCGUGCCGGUUUUGAGGGGAAUGUGCUCGGAGAACCUGGCAACCCAGCCCCGGACCGUUGCGGGGAGGAUGAGCAGCGGCUAAUGGCUGACUGGGAGUUUUGGAUUAGCUAACGUUCUGCCACUUGUAAGCCACAUACGUCGUCUUUUUUGUGUGUCCGUGUGUGUUGUGAAGCUGUUUGCGGUGGGAAACGUUCAGACGGUUCAGAUGUGGGCAUAUCUGUUGGUGAACUGUUCCUGAAGCUGCACCUCAGACGGAGGACAUCAGGAGCCUUAACAGUGACGGUCGGCCGCUGCUCAACAUGUCCAAGAGCAAGAGCUCCGAGUCAGUCAAGGUGGUGGUCCGCUGUCGGCCCAUGAAUGAGAAGGAGCGGGCUGCAAAGUUUGAGAGGGUGGUCUCCGUCGACGUCAAACUGGGCCAAAUUAUUGUCAGGAACCCAAGGGACGCUUCAGCCAGCGAAGUCCCCAAAGUCUUCACAUUUGAUUCGGUCUAUGACUGGAACUCCAAACAAAUAGAUCUCUAUGAUGAAACCUUCAGGCCUCUGGUCGAUUCUGUUCUCCUUGGCUUCAACGGGACUAUUUUUGCUUACGGCCAAACGGGAACAGGGAAAACGUACACUAUGGAGGGAGUGAGGAAUGAUCCGGAGAGGAGAGGGGUGAUUCCCAACUCCUUCGAGCACAUCUUCACACACAUUUCACGGUCCCAGAAUCAGCAGUACCUGGUCAGAGCGUCUUAUCUAGAGAUUUACCAGGAAGAAAUCAGAGACUUGCUCUCCAAGGAUCAGGCACGUCGUCUGGAGCUCAGGGAGAGGCCUGACACCGGUGUGUAUGUUAAAGACCUUUCAUCUUUCGUCACCAAGAGUGUGCGGGAGAUCGAGCAUGUCAUGAAUGUGGGCAACCAGAAUCGCUCCGUUGGUGCCACUAACAUGAAUGAACACAGCUCACGUUCCCACGCCAUCUUUGUCAUCACGGUGGAGUGCAGUGAGCUGGGUGUGGACGGGGAGAACCAUAUAAGAGUUGGCAAACUGAAUCUGGUAGACUUAGCUGGCAGCGAAAGACAAACCAAGACUGGUGCUCAGGGGGAGAGGCUGAAAGAAGCCACAAAGAUCAAUCUGUCACUUUCUGCUCUGGGUAACGUCAUAUCAGCUCUGGUGGAUGGCAGGAGCAGCCACAUCCCGUACCGAGACUCAAAACUCACCCGUCUGCUGCAGGACUCUCUCGGGGGAAACGCUCGCACCGUCAUGGUCGCCAACAUCGGCCCGGCGUCCUACAACGUGGAGGAGACCCUGACGACGCUGCGCUACUCUAACAGGGCCAAAAACAUCAAGAAUAAACCACGGGUCAAUGAGGACCCCAAGGAUGCUCUGCUCAGGGAGUUUCAGGAGGAGAUCGCGAGGCUGAAGGAGCAGCUGCAGAAACGCUCGGGAAAGAAGAAACGGAGGAGGCAGAAGAGGAGGGCCGGAGAGGGGAGCGACAGUGAGGAUCUGGAAGAUGGAGAGACGGAAGAUGACGAGGAAGAGGGAGACGACAAAGGGGAUUACUGGCGGGAGCAGCAGGAGAAGCUGGAGAGGGAGAGGAAGGCCAUCAUGGAGGAUCACAGUCUGGUGGCUGAGGAGAAAACUCGGCUGUUGAAGGAGAAGGAGAAGAAAAUGGAGGACUUGAGGAAAGAGCAGGAGGCUGGAGAGAUGCUUGCAGCCAAAGUUAAGGCGAUGGAGAGUAAACUCCUGGUAGGCGGGAAGAACAUUGUGGAUCACACCAAUGAGCAGCAGAGAAUGCUGGAACAGAAGAGGCAGGAAAUCACAGAACAGAAACGACGGGAGCGAGAGAUGCAGCAGCAGAUGGAGAGUCGCGACGAAGAGACUCUGGAGCUGAAGGAGACAUACAGUUCUCUGCAGCAGGAGGUCGACAUCAAAAGCAAGAAGCUGAAGAAGCUGUUUGCCAAACUGCAGGCGGUGAAGGAAGAAAUCCAUGACCUCCAGGAGGCUCACAUAAACGACCGGCAGGACCUGGAACAAACCCAGAACGAGCUCACCAGGGACCUCAAACUCAAGCAUCUGAUCAUCGAAAAUUUCAUUCCUUUAGAGGAAAAGAACAAAAUAGUCAACAGGGCUUUCAUCGAUGAGGAGGACGAGUACUGGAAAAUGAAGCCAAUCACGCGCAUAGAGGACGACCAUCAGAUGAUGACCAGGCCUCUGUCUGCGGUCGGCUACAGGAGGCCUCUCAGUCAUCAUGCACGCAUGGCCAUGAUACUGAGGCCUGACGUGAGAUAUAAAGCUGAAAACAUCCUGAUGCUGGACAUGGACCUGCCUGCUCGGACCACCAAAGAGUACCAGGAGCCGGUUAUCGCCCCAAAGGUGGCGGCAGCUCUGGAGGACGCUCUGAGGGACGAGGACGAGAUCCAGGUAGACGCCUCUGGCUUCCACAGCGGCUCUGGAUCUUCACCGUACGCCAGUGCCAGCAGCAGCCUCAAGAAACCAAAGUCUGGUCGACCCAGAACUGGCAAGAAGUCGAGCACCCCGACGUCUCCGUUCAGCCCCUCCAGUCCAGGAUCCCCUCUUUACCCACAAUCCCGCGGCCUGGUGCCCAAGUAACAGGUCCUACCACUACUAGCUAAUCACUACCACCUCUUGUGCACCUUUUCCACUUACGGGACCCGACUUAAGAGAGGAUGGGUUUAGUUUUUAAGAGACCUUUUAGGACUUAAUGCUGCUUUGUUAGGUUUUGAACUGUAACCGCACCACUGUUAACUGUACAACAGCAGCCACGCAUGAAGCCUCACGUCACUGCUAAAACCUUCCCCUCGCAUUCGGCCCAAUGUCAGUAAUGUCUUAGAUAAACGUCACGAUGUUCUUAAUGUACAGAGACACAGUGGAGGUGGGUUUGGACUGCAGUAUCCUCAAUGCACUACUCCGUAUCUUCCCACAUGUGCUGGGUGUCUUCUCUCUUACUGUGGACAUGUGAUGUGGUGUAGUGGGGUAAAGACACAUGGACUAGACAUCUCUGCUGCAGUUGUCACUAACAGACUGCGUGUGUGUGUGUGUGUGUGUGUGUGUGUGUGUGUGUGUGUGUGUGUGUGUGCGUGUGUGUUAAUGUAUGUGUCUCGGCAUCACUGCCUGAAUAUAGAAUUUUAAUGUCAAAAUGCGCUGUUUUUGGAUUUCAGUCGUCGGUGUUCUGAUGUUGUUAGAUUGCAGCUUUACGUUUGUGUGUGGCUGUGUGUCGGCUUCUGUCUUAAAGGAAUAGUUCCACAUUUUGGGAAAUAUGCUUAUUAGCUGUGUGGCAGAAAGUCAAAUUAUAACUGUAUCUCAAAUAAUUAGAAUAUUAUGGAAACGUCUUCAGAAGUGAAUGCAAAAAGGUAAACUGCCAUACAUUCAUGCUGAAUACGAACAGGAGCUAGCCUAGCUUAGCAUUGAGACUGUCUACGCCCAUCGGCCUCCAAAUUCAUUAUCAAUACAUCUCGUUUGCACAAUUUGUACAUAAAAGAAAGGUAUAAACAUGUUUUGGGUGAUGCUCAGAUCAGACAUUUCAAUUACUUCCAACUUUACAAUAAGUACAAGUUCACUUUCACAAUUAUAAUAUCCUGAAAAGGGCUUUCUUUCCCAUAAUUUAAUCCAAAAAGGUAAACUUUCAUAUAUUAAUUGCACAUAAAUUUAUUAUUUCAAGCCCUUUCUUGUGUUAAUUCUGAUUAUCAGAAGUCCAGUGUCUUAAAUUUUAGCAAUUUGCUCUAAAUAAAAUUUUCUCUCUAAUAUUUUGAGACACUGGAUUUCUGAUUUUUCAUGAGCUAUAAGCCACAAUAAUCAAAGUUAAAACAAGAUAAAUUUUGAAAUCUGUCACUUUACAUGUAAUUAAUAUAGAAUAUAUUGAUGGGAACCUUUUUGAAUUAAGUCAAGAAAAAAAAAGUUUUUUCACAAUAUUCUAAAUAUUUAAGAUGCAUUUGUGCUAAAUUUAAACCCAGAGGUUAUUUGUUUGGCUCACGGCGGCAACAGGAGCCAAUAAAUAUGGCCACUGUGCAACCUUCGAAACACCUAGAAACUGUUUUUACAUUUCUUUUAGGCACGAAUUGAGCAAAUUAGAUCCAGCCAGAGGCAGGCUUCCCUCCUGCUGAGUCUUAAUCCUCCUGUUGUCCUCAUUUACAAGCACCAAAAAUUAUUGUUUCCUUGAAUGAAAAAAAAUCCCAAAAUUCGGCAAAAAAAAUCGACAAAUUUCUGAAAAUUUGUAAAACCUUCAGGAAGAAAAUUCCAAUAAUUCCUUAAAAAUUUCCCUUAAAACUUUUAUUUUUAAAAAAUCCCCCAAAUUUGGCAAGAAAGUUCUUGUAAAUAUUUUCAAAAAAAAUGAGUAGAAAUCUUCCAAAAAAAUCCUAAAAAUAUCUAAAGUGAUUCCAUAUAUAUCAGUAAAACUUCUAAUAUUUUCUUUAAGAACAUUCACAUAAAAAUCAACCAAAAUCCAGCAAAUUUCGCUGGAUUUUGGUUGAUUUUUUUGUGACUGUUUUUAAGAAACAUUUUUAACAAUUCUUUUUUUCCACCAAAAAAUGUUCAAAGAUUUCUCAAAAAUGUUGAAAAUGUGGACAUCAGAAGUCUGUGAAUUUUAUUUUUUUUUUCACCACAUUUUCAAACUUUAAAACAGGAUGACACGAGGGUUAAUGCUAAGCUACACCAUCUCCUGUUAGCCUCGGCAUACAAAUAUAGAUUCACAGAUGCGCAAAAUUUCCUCAAAUGGCGAAACUAUUCUUGUCUGUGUAUGAUUGUAAAUGUGCAGGCCGGAAAGCACAGCACACUGCAGACUCGGCCUCUCGCUGUAAUCAGUAGAUGCUGUUCUUCCUUUCGGGCACAAGACGAGGCGAUAGGUGGGGAACGACGGGAGAGAGCUGGACUCAUUCACAUAAAAAACCCCGCUGUGGACGCGUUCUGGGAAAUUUAAAAACCGUCCCAGAACGUGCCUCAGUUUCAUCAGGUGACUCAGAAGGUGCCUUAACCUGUGUCCUCAUCCUCUGCUUUUACAUUUCAAGUGUACCUCAUCCGCUCUUUCACUGAUUCCACCAUCAGGGAAAAUGUCCAUGACUGUCAGAGUGCACUCAGGAGGUGGAGAGGCAGAGCAUUCGGACUCAGCAUUCAGACGCUCCCAGGUUUGAAUAAGGGCCACUGCAGAGGGAGCAAACGAAGGGCGAUGUGUUCCCCUUCCCUUUUUAAAACAUUUUUUUACCUCAUCUGACUUUGCAUUGAUCUGAGUGGCCCUUAGAAAGAACUGGAUGGUCUCGCAGAACACUAAAACCCCUGGAGAGCAAAACUGAGCUCAUUACAGUAGGGAUCGACUGAUGUGUUUUUAAAAAAAAUGUUAUGGGGCCAAUACUUUUAGAGCUGAUUACUGGUGAUCAAGAAAGACCGAUAGCUGAUAUUUGGAAACAAUAUACGUUAAAUGUAAUGUUUUAACAGCAUUUGACAGCAGAGAACUCAAUUAGGCUUCUUCAUUAAUUAGGGCGACUAUAACAGAAAUAGGAGUGAUUAAAUUAGGACGCUCUCUGUUUAUGUGGGAUCAACUGAGAUUAAUGAGUUUUUCUCCUACAGUUCUUCUCCACUUUCUGAAUAUUUCACAGUUUUAUCCCUUUUUUGUCCACUAAGGUCCAGAUCUUAAAUUAAUUAUUGUUUUCCAGAUUCUGUUUCAGGUUAAUCUGUGGCUGCCUUCUAAUUCAGCCGCUAGCUGUUAGCAUAGUCUUAGCCACUGUCAGAAAAGCUAAUUUCCUGAUUUGUACCUCCACUAAAGAAAUGUGUCUGUCAUUUAGAGCAGAUUGUUCAUCUUACUUUAGGAAGGUGUGAGGAUGCUCCAGACAGGCUAAGAGGAACCUGUUAUGGAUAGCCGUAGCCUGGGCUUAGAUAGCAAUAAUCGAAAAGAAUUCAAAUAUCAGCCUCGAUCUCUGCGUAAAACCACAAAUAUCAACCUUGCAGCUUCUGUCCUUCAUUUUCUUUCAAUGUUUAUCACUUUUAUUGUCCACUAAGGUCCAGAUCUUAAAUUAAUCAUUGUUUUCCAGAUUCUGUUUCAGGUUAAUCUGUGGCUAUCUUCUAACUUAGCCGCUAGCCAUUAGCAUAGUCUUAGUCACUGUCAGAGAAGCAGAGCAGAUUGGUAAAGUUAAUCUUACUUCAGGAAGAUGUUUUGGUGCUCCAGACAGGCUAAGAGGAACAGGAGACCUGUUAGCGACAGAAUUAGCCCGAGCUUAGAGGGAAUAAUUGAAAAAUAAAGUCAAAUAUCGGCCUUAAACUCUUUUUAAAACCACAGAUAUCAACUUCAUGGCUGCUGUUGUUCACUAUUUUCCUACACUGUUAUAUCACUUUUAUUUCCCACUAAGGUUCAUAUCUGACGGUUAGCGUAGCCACUGUGGGAGAAGCUAAUUUCCUGGUUUGUGUUUCUUGUUCAGACAUUUCUGAGACCACAGAGUGAAACAGACAUAGAGAUGAGGCUUCAUCAGACCUGAAGUAGAGCAUUUAAUUCAUUAAUGGUCGGCCAGUAAAAAUACAGAUGAUCAGGAAAAACACCAAAUAUCGGUCACGAUAAUCGGUCUAUCCCUACUUUACCGUACUGUGGUGGAUGGAUGUGAACAUGCCAAACCAUUCCACGCCUCCAGGUGGAUAAUAUGCAGUUCUAAACUCCGUGUUUCAGCCUGCUGCUCUCGGUUCCCCGUCCUCUAAACUGUGAUCGGGGCUUGCUGUCCGCUCGCUGCUACUGUGCAGGGUUUUCCCAACCCUUGUGACAUUUCAACAAGCCUGGGUCAAACGGCAUUAGAAAUCCGAGAUCCGUCAACAUGUCUCGGUAGCAAAGUGUUGGUUUUUUUUAAAGGAUCUGUGCUGUUUGACUCAUGUCUAUGUAUUUAGAUAUGUAACAAAAACUUGUUGAUAGGCAAUCCUCUGUCACUUUUGCAGAUGUAAAAAAAACUAAUUUGGGUUUCCAUAUUGAAAAAAAUCUAACUUAUUAUUACAAUCUUUUGUUUUUUAUAUAUAUAUAUACAGAUGUAGAUAUAAUUUUCUAUCAUUUUUUUCUUUAAAAUAGAUUAUUUUUUUGAGCGCUGUAUUUAAUGUCAAAUUUUAUUUUAUUUUUUGCAUCAUACAUGUCGUAUACGUCUUUUUGUAUUCAGCAAGGUACAGGCUUUUUUCACGUUAGCAUGGAAGAUUAAACUUGGGGGUCACUUCGAUGUGGGGAACAUAGUGGAGAUCGAUUCUCAUCACAUUUAGCCUCGUAAACACAAACAUAAUCCUUAGAAUAAGACCUGAUUGUUGUCGCUGACAUUGCAUCGCUGUUAACCCGCCGCAUGAUUUUAGCACGCUUGAGUAACAUGUUUGGUUGUGCGAGUAUUCAUCCGUCAUAGGAAUUUGGUGAACAAAAUGUGAACGUCUUAAUUUAUCUGAAUGCUUUUACAUCCAUAUCCCUGAGUUACAUCACUGGAUCCAAACUCCGAGACUUUUCGUGACCAAAUUAAUGUGCUGUUUUUUUGUUUUAUAGCCAAAUGAUGAUUCUGCUGGUGCGAUGUCUUUUACCUGUUUAGUUUAUUUUCAUUAUUAAAGACGAUUCAAUGGGUAAA
Molecule: messenger RNA, 7680 nt
Organism: Amphiprion ocellaris (clown anemonefish)
Lineage: Eukaryota; Metazoa; Chordata; Actinopteri; Pomacentridae
Gene: kif3b
Product: kinesin family member 3B
Exons: 9
Coding region: 422-2710 (762 amino acids)
Biological process (GO): microtubule-based movement
Molecular function (GO): microtubule binding; microtubule motor activity; ATP binding
Source: RefSeq, a predicted model, not a curated record